GCGCUGCCGGGGGCCGGCGCCCAUCGCUCCCUGCGCUCCGGGCGGUGCUGCGGGGCUCAGCGAGGGGCUGCGGGGCCGCCCGGGGCACACAGGGCGUGACUGCGAGACCUUAUCCCUGCGGCAGCCGCGACGCCUUUCCCCUUUCCCCCCCCUCCCCUCCGCCCCCCGUGCCUGACGUCCUGAGCUGCGGGAACACAAUGGGGCUCUGAGGCUGAGGAAACGGCCGCCGCUUCCUCCGCGCAGCCCUGCCCUGGCUCCGCUAGCCCCGCGCAGCCGGGACACCAUGGGCUUGUCUGCGGAGGACGAGCGCGCUGCCAGCCCCGGAGAUGAGGAGUGGCCGGAAGCAGAGAAGGCCGAGAAGUUGGCGAGAGGAGCUGCUCUGAAGUGGGCUUCAGGAGUGUUCUACCGCCCCGAGAAACUGGAGAGGCUGGGGCAGUACCGGAGCCGAGAGAUGCAGAGGAACAGCUCCAUCCAGUCCCGGCUGAAGCUCACCCUGCUGCCUUGGUCACCCAAAGUGAUGCCCAUCUCCCAACGCUGUAUGAGCCGUUCCUGCUGCUGGAGUGGGUUUCUUCGAGCUGGGUGGGAUGGGGUCAUCGCAGAAGGUCUGGGUCCACUGUCCAGUCCUACCUGGAGGGGGUAAGUGCAGGGCUGGAGCAGCUGCGGUCGGCGGCCCAGGAGGUGCAGAGCAUGUGCCA
This is a messenger RNA of Strigops habroptila (Kakapo), 695 nucleotides long. Its product is annotated as exocyst complex component 3-like protein. Lineage: Eukaryota; Metazoa; Chordata; Aves; Psittaciformes; Psittacidae. The record is from RefSeq and is a predicted model, not a curated record. The transcript is spliced from 4 exons. The coding region runs from base 284 to 640 and encodes 118 amino acids.